This is a messenger RNA of Astyanax mexicanus (Mexican tetra), 6674 nucleotides long. RefSeq names its product transmembrane protein 102 (gene tmem102). The record is from RefSeq and is a predicted model, not a curated record. The transcript is spliced from 3 exons. Lineage: Eukaryota; Metazoa; Chordata; Actinopteri; Characiformes; Acestrorhamphidae. The coding region runs from base 508 to 2073 and encodes 521 amino acids.
GGCACGGGUUAAAAUAAUAUUUUUUUAUGUUUUAAAAUGCUAUGCCUAAAUCCUGCGCGGGGUAAGAGCAUGGACAGGAGCGGAGCAGGGCGGGCUGCGCUGAUCUCGUUAAAAUACUACUAAUCCCAGGAUUCUCGGAGGUGGCCCGUGAUUUCCGCGGUCGGUGUUGCCGGGGGGAAGCGUGCGCCGGGACUGGAGUUGGGAAUGACGGGAGCCGAAGCUGCUGGACUCCACACCACAUUCCUCCACCACCACCACCAUAACAACACCACCAGCGGCGGGGCGUAACACACAAGGCUUCGGGCAGACGGAGCGAGUUGGUGGACAGGGCGCAGAAACGGGCAGUUUAAUAAUAAUCCACUGUUUGGAUCAGUCUGUGUGUGUGUUCGCUGGCUCCAUGCUCUUGCCCCACACCUGCUAGCGAGGCGGCUAAUCCGAGCUGCUCGAGCAGAGCUGAGGAAUGUGACUCUCCCGCUACAGAAACAGAAGCAGCUAACGGUUGUGCUGAUGGAGACACUGAUGAGCGCUGUGGCUCCUCGGCCAGCUGCCCCGGUGAAGCGUGUUGCGGAGGUGGACUUCCGCUCGGGCACCACGCUGGAGCAGCUGGCAGCGCAGGUGCAGGAGCUUGUUCUGCUGGAGCAGGGAGAGUUCGGGGACCAAACUGCACUUGAGGUGCACACUGCCAAAGACUUCAUUUUCAACAUGCUCGGCCUGGUACAGAAGGUGGACAAGAGGCUUCCAGUGGCAAACGAAUAUCUGCUGUUGUCUGGAGGUGCCAGGGAAGGUGUUUUAGACCUGAACCCUGAGGACCUGGGUGACUACGCUCGAGGCGUGGACUUUGACCUGGACUUCACCCUGCUCGUGCCAGCUCUCAAAUUGCAUGACCGCAACCAGCCUGUAACUUUGGACAUGCGCCAGUCGCCGCCAUGCCACUCUUGGCUCAGCCUACGUCUUUGUGACCCCACCAUGCUGGCACGAUGGGGCAUCUGCUGCGAGGACGAGGCUAACGGACAGCGCGAGGAAGACGAUGAUGUGGAGGAAGAAGGUGGCUCUAUACUGGGGUCGAUUCCAUCCCUGCAGUCUCCCCAGUCUUUGGAUGGAUGCUACUUCUCACCCUUGCUGGUCACUGAUUGGUUCUGGAAUGUGGUUGGGACAGCAGUGGAAGAACUUAGACGGAAUCCUCAGAGAGGUAUUCCGGUGCCAGAUCGCAUUGAAAGAAACGGACCUUUGACCACUCUAAUCCUCAAAGCAGGUACCAGCCGUGUGCUCUACGACCUUCUGCCCGUUGUGUCAUUUCGUGGCUGGCCAGCAGUUGCACAAAGCUGGCUCACCACCAACCACUUCUGGGAUGGAAAGAUCACAGAGGAGGAAGCCAUUAGUGGGUUUUAUCUGCUGCCUUGCUGCUCCCCGGCUGCAGGGUCUGCCUCUAGACCUGACCGAGAGUGGAGGUUGGCCUUUUCCCGGAGUGAGGUCCAGCUGAAGAAAUGUGUGCCCUACCCUAUGGCUGCAGCGUUCCAGGCUGCCAAGGCUGUGCUGUCCAGAUUGCUUGCGCGUCCACGUACAGGCCUUAGCCUUUACCACCUCCGCACACUGCUUUUCUGGGCUUGCGACCGCUUACCUGCAGCCUACCUGAGCUGCCCUGAUCAAGAGACGCCUGCUCGCCUGCUCCUGGGGCUCCUAGAUGACCUAUCCCACUGUGUGUUGGGUAAAAACUGCCCAAACUAUUUCCUCCCUCAAUACAACAUGCUAGAGCACCUUACUGAUGGUGCUGCCCUGCUGGUAGCUCGGAAGCUAGCGCACUUGCGCUCUGAUCCAGCCGAACACUUGCGUGCAGCCUUGGAGCAAGCCAGACAGGCCUGCCAGCUGAAGCGAGAAGCUGCCGGCACAAGUAACGGGCAUGGUGUUUCAUCACCCAGCCGCGGGUCCUCAGCCGCAGGCUCACCCCAAGAUGACCGGCUAGCACAGAGGCUUCAGCAGCUAGUCACAGAAAACCCUGGCAAGUCCAUUUCGGUCUUCCUCAACCCUGAUGAUGUCACGAGACCACACUUCCGCAUUGACGAUAAGUUUUACUAAGACGACGCUGUGGCGGCUUGUGCUGAGAGCCAGCCACAUAGCCAGUGAUAAAGCUAAUGGUUAAAGCUGAGAGCACACGCACACUCAUCCACUGUGCAUUGAACUGUACUGUAUCUAAAUGAAUAGAACCCCAAAAAGCAGGCUGGGCAUAAUCAGUGAUGUUUUUUUUUUUUUUUCUGCCAGCGAUACAAUCUGUAAGCCAGCUCUGCAAAAUAUGAUUAAGCUGCUGCUACAGAGACCAUCUGACCCAAAUCACGUCCUCUGUCAGCUACGGGGCUCUGCUACCAAAAAAAAAUGAAAAGAAAAUAACCAAACGGAGGAAGAGACAAGAGCAGCUGUCAGAGGACUGGAACAAUAUUUAAGUCUUGUAUGCUGUUUGAUGGGUGGCCUUGGCGCUCACUUGCUCAGUGAAAAGAGUCUAUUGCUCAGUGAAACCUUAUUUACUCCUGCAAACAAACUGCUAUGAGUCAUAACAUCUCGCACAAGCUGACUUAUUCUGUAAAACAGUACUGCAGUUGAGAGGUUCUGAAACGUGCUACUUACUACUGAGAUGUGUGUUUUUGUUUGUUUGUUUUGUACUCUUUGAUUAUUCUAUUUGAUUAUUCCUGGAAAGCAAGAGCAUGAGUGAAAAGAUAUGAAAUGAUCUAAAAGCUGGUACAUUUGAUGUAAAUGAAUGUAAUUUUUGCUGUUUGUUUUUGAAAGGUUCUGAAAGUUUAGCACUGGAUAUAAUUCAUUUGAUUUCUAUACUUAAUCUCUCUCUUAUUCGUCUUAUUCUCUUUCUCAGGUACUUUUUUUGUUGCUCAAGUUGUUUUUUACUGCUACAUGAUGAUGGCAUUUCCAGUGUUUAUGGUAUUGCCUGUGUGCCUCCCACUAUUUCAAACAAUUUGUCAGUUGACCCAAAACAUUUUGGUCAAGGGGCUGCUUUUGGUUUAGAAAGCUAUGUGACUUAAUGUCUAGUUAAUGAAGGCUAGGCUGGGAAUUGCACUUGUGUUCAUUCAUAAAGCAUUUCAUAAUGCAACACAAGCACAAACUGCAUUCUAAGAAUUGCUGCAAGGGGUGCUAAAGCGAAAGCCAAGUUGUCUUGUAUCACUGGCAUGCUUUUUCCAGUCAACUAUCAUGAUUGUAACCCUGUCCAUUACCCCUGUCUAUGAUUUGUCCUUGUCGCUCUCCUAAGUGCUGAGUGUUGUACCCACCACAGUAAUGUCGGAAUGGACGUUGAGUUUUGAUAUUUGAUAGUCUACAGAGCCAAAAACCACAUGAAAUCUGGUGGUUUAAAAUGUGACAAGAUGCGUCUCGGUGUGAAUGGUGAAAUCAAAAUUUUUCAGCACUCACAACUUAAACAGCAGUCUCAUCAAAUCCAGAGGGACAGAAGGGUGAAGGUCCAAAAAAAGCACCAAAGGUUGGUUACUGAUGCCAAUUACUUGACUGUAUAGCAGCCCAUGCAGAUCUCUUUUGUUAUAUCCACACACAUAUCCAACCUGGUCACUCAACAGACCUAGUCGUCUCAACAGACCUAAUUUGAGAAACAGAUAUGAUUUGCCUGCAGUCUGAUCACGGCCUUUGUGCAGCAGGGCCGUGCAUUUGUCGAGUGUUGGCCUGGCAUUGCCAUUUGCAAUUUUGUGCAUGCUUUGAGUCUGUUUUGGGCCUUAAAAUGAUGGAGUCUCUUCAGUGCACUGCUCCAACAAGCCAUGCCCUCUGGCUGAACUGUACAUCUGAUUAAGAUCAGCCAUGGGCCUGAAUAUGAAGCACCCAAACCUCAGGUCAGUUUUUUACAGCAGGAUCAGGACCUGCUGCAUUACUGCUGAGAAUCAUGUACAUAUUUAAGUACCUGACACCAUAUAGACGCACUAUAAUGACAAAAAUGCUACAAAGUACGCCCUGUCAUUUCCAUCAAAAAAACAAAGAUGAAGAAAUGGUACAAAGUCGCAAAGUUUCUAAGGAUUCUUCCUGCAGUGCUAACAUAUAUCUCAUAUAUCUGAGUUGCUAAUGUGUAAUAUGAUUGUUUACGAUAUUGAAUAUGUUUCAGACUGAUUUUAGCUGCUUUCAGUUUGGUGCUUGGUUAUAUAAAAGUUAUAUAAAAGAAAUGCAGCAUUUCUCAGACGCUACAUAAUAAAAGCUCGUCCCAAAGUGAAGGGACCUUCAUGUACAGCCAAGAAAGGCUCGAUUUCAAGGCUGCGACUGAUGCAUCUUUUGCAGCCAUCAGUUUCCCAUAGUUUUCUGUGCACAUACAAGAAAAAAAAACACCAACACCGAAAUGGCGUGAGGUAAAUGUGUUUUUUUUUAUAUAGAAUCACAUGAUUGUUUGUCAAGAAAUCAAAAACAAACAGGUGCAACAUAAUUAAUUUUCCUUGCACUGCAGUUGCAGGACUAAGGAUCUUUCUUGUGACAUCACCACACAACCCAAUGUCAUUAGACUGUUCUGUAUGUGUGACCAAUAGUCUGCUGAGAAGAAGUCUUAAUAGGACAGACCUACAGAGAACCUGCCCUACUUUGGCUGCACCCUAGGCUAUGAAAUGCGGCUUAUAUGUGCAAAUAUUGAUUUCAUUCGCUUCCAUGGUUUGGUGUGUGCGGGAGAGAGAGAGUGCAAUACAGCAAUUCCUGUUAAUAUACUUCUGUAUCAAACUGUGCUUCAUAAAGCUUGUUAAAGGCUGGCUUGUUUUGUUGAACUCUGGGAAGGUUUUUGGCCAACUGUUUGUGGUCACUGGAGAGAUUCAAGGAUGGCUGAAGAAAAAAGAGAGAAAGAAAGACAGAAAAACGUGUGUAGAAAGAAAAAGAAACGCAGAACCAAAAUAGUGUCAUAAGAAGCAUCUUCAGAGAAACUGUCUGUGUUGCUUGUGUGUUGGUUCCUAUCUUUCUCCCACAGAUGUGCAAUGGUGAGAUGGAGGGAUGAAUGGAUAGAGGGAGAGAGAGCCAGCAGCGGUCUCCAUUGGCAGAUUAGUCAGAACGGAUGGAGCUCCUGGGAGUGCAGGCAGCUGGUUCUCUCUCUCUCUUUCUCUCUCUCUUAUUCUCCUCCUCUCUCUGGAUCUGUCUGUGUCUACCUCUCUCUGUGUCUAAUUUAUCCUUUUUCUCUCUCUUUCAUCCAUCUCUCCCUCCCUCUCUCCAUCCAAGAAUGAACUCAUUUCCCUGGGUGUGAAUGAGUUCCACGCACUCUAUCUAACCCACAAACAUUCUUUUCCUCUGCAAAUGUAUGCAGUAAGCAGAGCAGUCAGGCUCAGAUAAGGCCUUUAUUUGUGUAAAAGAUGUCGUACUGUAAAAUGGGCUGAGACAGUUCUAUUUUUAUUUUAUUUGUAAUCAUUUUUUUUUCUGAAAUUGCUGUAAGUUAGGCUUGAAAUGUUAAAGGGGUACUACUGAAUAUAAUGAACGUACUGAACAUAAAGAAGGUACAGAUAGUUUGGUCAUGAGCACAUGGUACCAUCAUACACUAGAAACAGACAUCAUAUCUAAUGUCUUGCGGAAAUUAAGCCAAAGUGUGAGUUUAUAUUCAAAGUAGAGGUGGACAAUAUGAUAAAACCAAAUAUUGUAUCACGAUAUUUAAAGACAUUUUUAAGAUGCAUAAUAUUGAAUGUGUUUUUCUUGCUUAGUUAGUACAAAAAGAUAUAUAUUCAAAAUGUGUGUCGCUUCCUCCAGUUCUUUAAGCGCUGAAAGUAUCUUAAAAUAUAUAUCAUUAUAACAACUUGCGACACAAUACAAUACGAUGCAAUAAAAUAUCGUCAUAUUGCCCAUCUCUAAUGCAGCAGCUAGUGUAAGUAGCUCUCGGUUAGUAGAUGCAGAAUGGAAUGGAAUAGAAUGGAUGAAUGCUUUGUUAACGUACGCAUACGCUUGCCACUGGGUACCUUAAGUAGCCUGUUUUAAUGGGCCUGAAUCGUGUAAAAUGUUUUAACCGAUAUUUAUAUAAUCUUUGGAACAGUAAUAUAUAUCUAUAUCUAUAUGUGUGUUCUCUUCAUUGAUUAAGAUCGUUGUACCGCACAAUGCCUAAUAUUAGAUGAACAAUCGUCCUAUGCAAUUUUACCAUUAUCUAUCAAGAGCCUAUCUGUUUCAGUGAGAUAUUAGCCCUCUGCCCUGUUUGAGAUAAUUACCGAGAGCAUUUCAUAUGGAGGAAAAUGAUUUCAGUGGCGAAAAUCAAUGCGUUUCUGCCUCAGGGGAUAACAGGACAUUCUAAUGGCCGCAUUUUUCGAUGUGAUAACUUUAUAAAAACCAAAGCAUAGUCAUUACUCUCCUGACAGUCUGUUGCAGUGUUUUUAAAGCUAAAUUAUCCCCACAUUGCACGGUAGUAAUGCUAUCGCAGGCAGUCAGGCAGGCCCCAGGCCCUUAUUAAAGUGACGGUACAGAGCUGUUUUGUAGUUGUUGUGUAAUUGAAUGAGUAAUGAUAAUGAAUGUAAACAUGUUGUACCUCUGAAGCGAAGCAUAUCUGAAUGAACCCAGAUCUAAAACUACAUGGAAUUGUGCAGUGACCUAAAAAGGACUUUAUAUCCCAUCAUUUUCUCAUGCCAGAUAUUUUUUUCUGGUUGAUUUUGUUUUAUUAUUUAUAUCUCCAAUCAUGUGCGAUGAUGUCGGUCGUGGCAUGAAAUAAAACACUGUCAUUAAAAAAAUGUCUCCCUGUU